AUGACGACAUGGGCCUCAGUCGACACGUCCCCACGCGGCUCGACUGCGAAUGAUGAGCAAGCUUCGCGGGGCUACGUCAUUCUAUGCACGUUUUCGAACUUUAGACGGCGGAAGAAGGUCUCUCCAGAGCUCGAAGUCAUAAUAUCUCUCACACAUGGGACGACUCGCCAAAACGCACAAACGCAGAUCGAGCGCUACUUCAACAUUGCAACACAAGCCGGCGAAAACAAGUCGCAUCCGACACCAUCUUACACCAAGCCCGACCAGAUGGAUCAAGAAGGGAACAGGCAACCAGCCCAGCAACAGCCGCCAAAGGCAAAACCACCGCACAAGACCGAAACAGAAGAGAAGAUCGAGAACGAGACUCCGCGGUUGAGUACUGGAGCUUCAGCAUCCAUGUCGGAGUCUAGCUCACAGCAGGACGGAGUCCAGUACGUAACGCGAAGGUCAAGGAGUAAACGACACGAUCCAGCCAAGCAACACAGACAAGUUGCGCAACAGCAGGUUGGACCCCAGAACCAACAAAAUCAACAACUCCAGACCAAGUCCAGCAGUGGAGCUCCGUCGGUGAAGCUAGAUAUGAAUUUGGAUGUUGACAUUGAUCUCAAAGCGAAGGUCCAGGGCGAUAUAACGCUAUCUGUGUUGUAA
This is a messenger RNA of Colletotrichum costaricense, 648 nucleotides long. RefSeq lists its product as uncharacterized. The record is from RefSeq and is a predicted model, not a curated record. The transcript has 2 exons. Lineage: Eukaryota; Fungi; Ascomycota; Sordariomycetes; Glomerellales; Glomerellaceae. Bases 1 to 648 code for a protein of 215 amino acids.